GGGGCACAAACAGAAAGUGCUUUUCCAUAUCCCAAAAGUCCCAAUAAUGGGGAACUGGCCUUAGCAUCUCGGGUGCCAACGAAUGCCUUUGGUUUCGCUUGAUUCGAACCAUCUCCGUCGAGCCACUGCUUAUGGCCUUCUGUAGUAUGGGGACCUCGCCCCUAUUCUCUAAAGCUUGCCACCCCGUGGAAGGUCACACAAGAAGGCUAUUCGACCGACAGUAGGAAUUAGUGCGUGCUGAAAAAUGGACUUUUCUUUCUAAGUGAAGGGCAGGAGAAAGAAUCAUGCAUCUAUCUCGAGUUGCUCCCUUGAGCGAUCUAUCCCUGGUUUUGUGACGUCGAGUUUGCUCUAUUCUCUCGGGCUCCUAUCAAGCUUCGCUUCGCGCAUGAUAGCGGCAUUCUUUUUUUGUUUUGGGGAAGGGCUAGUGCACCUCACCCGAGGUUCACGUCGCUAGGUCAAUUCAUGCUUCGACGCACUCCCGCCUCGUGUUUUCGACAGAGUGUUGUGCCAUACUUCGAGAAUGACACGGUUCGGAGGAAGUCUAACUCAUUUGGGUGAAAACUCCUUCUUCCAAUCCCGUAGAGAGGCCUGGAAGAAUUGAUUGAGAAUAACAAGACGAUUGACCAAUUGAAUUAAAUAAAGACAUCAUGCCCUAGACGCGAAGGUGAGUAAGAGAGCCAGGUGAAUUCUGCGAAGAUGGAAGAGCAGACUUCUGAGGAGACUGGAAGCCUAUAAAUAAUAGGAAUGGCGAACUGGAACCUCCUUGGCAUAGAAGCUGUGAAAGAAUAGGCUCCUUGAGUCAUGCUACUGUACCUUAGGCAUCUCUAAUUUAUAUGAACAUUCACCUUCGAAGCUGAGAAGCUGAAGAUGGAUAUCGGGCUCUGGGAUUAGUAUUUAGUAUAGCGGCUAGUCUCCGGGUCUCUUGAAUAGGUAGGCUCAGUACACUAAGGAAGCUUGGUCUGCUUAGGGCGGUUUUACCGAGAAAAAAAUGAGAUGAAUCUGGGAAAAGCCUUGACUUUAGGACUAGAGGGUGGGCUUUUGCCCGGCUUACUGAGACUCCGUUCUCAUUAUACUCAAAUAGAAAGAAGUUGGUUCCUUGACAAGGUGGUCCUAUCCUAGGCUUAGAGCUGAGCUAGACCCCUACCCCAAACUUAUUUCGGAAUGAUUUAGAGAGCUGCGAAUCAGGCUUUCAGACUGGUGGCAAGCAGGGCAAGAAGAUAAAGUCCUGACCCUAAGCAGAUUUUUGACAUCUUUCUCGCAUCCGCUUUCAGGUUUGACAUGACAUUAGAGCUCUCGUACUUAGUGACGAGUUCGAGCCUUAGAAGCAUGCGAAGGAAUAAGGUCUGGAAUAAGUCUUGUAUGAGUCCUUUAAUCGAGUCCCUCUUCUUUAAUAGGUGCUUUCAAGUAGAAGUAGCUGGUUUUUUUUUCUUUUUACGCCAAAAUAUCUCCGCCUCCCCAUUCCUUUAUCAAAGUAUAGUACUUAUGGGCGCAAGUCAGUCUCUUCAAGUGAAAGCACACUUGCGGGCCGGUGUGAGUUAGAAAGUGUUAAGUGAGUCUUUCUUUUGCAAUCCCUCUCACCUCGAAAAUGAAUGAUUGAUGGAAUUUUCAUUAUGGAAUUCUCUGUAAGAGCUGCGGAACUAACUACUCUAUUAGAAAGUAGAAUUACCAACUUUUACACUAAUUUUCAAGUGGAUGAGAUCGGUCGAGUGGUCUCAGUUGGAGAUGGGAUUGCACGCGUUUAUGGAUUGAAGGAGAUUCAAGCUGGGGAAAUGGUUGAAUUUGCCAGCGGUGUGAAAGGAAUAGCGUUGAAUCUUGAGAAUGAGAAUGUCGGAAUUGUUGUCUUUGGUAGUGAUACCGCUAUAAAAGAAGGAGAUCUUGUCAAACGCACUGGAUCCAUUGUGGAUGUUCCUGCGGGAAAGGCUAUGCUAGGGCGUGUGGUCGACGCCUUGGGAGUCCCCAUUGAUGGAAGAGGGGCUCUAAGCGAUCACGAGCGAAGACGUGUCGAAGUGAAAGCACCUGGGAUUAUUGAACGUAAAUCUGUGCACGAGCCUAUGCAAACAGGGUUAAAAGCGGUAGAUAGCCUGGUUCCUAUAGGCCGUGGUCAACGAGAACUGAUAAUCGGGGACCGACAAACUGGAAAAACAGAUCCAUGA
This is a messenger RNA of Arachis duranensis, 2153 nucleotides long. RefSeq names its product ATP synthase subunit alpha, mitochondrial-like. NCBI's taxonomy places the organism in Eukaryota, Viridiplantae, Streptophyta, Magnoliopsida, Fabales, Fabaceae. Gene Ontology annotation, molecular function: ADP binding; ATP binding; proton-transporting ATP synthase activity, rotational mechanism. Gene Ontology annotation, biological process: proton motive force-driven ATP synthesis; proton transmembrane transport. Bases 1590 to 2153 code for a protein of 187 amino acids. The record is from RefSeq and is a predicted model, not a curated record. The transcript has a single exon.